Molecule: messenger RNA, 4733 nt
Organism: Trachymyrmex cornetzi
Lineage: Eukaryota; Metazoa; Arthropoda; Insecta; Hymenoptera; Formicidae
Product: DDB1- and CUL4-associated factor 6
Exons: 16
Coding region: 333-2759 (808 amino acids)
Biological process (GO): positive regulation of transcription by RNA polymerase II
Cellular component (GO): Cul4-RING E3 ubiquitin ligase complex; cytoplasm
Molecular function (GO): protein binding
Source: RefSeq, a predicted model, not a curated record
AUAUAUAUAUAUAUAUAUAUAAAACGAUCUCUCAGCUGUUUGUCCAACUCCAAAGUAGUCCGAGACGUCAAGAUCGUACCACGCGAAUUUUCCACGCUGCAACGUCGUGUUUAUUUUUAGUCUCGAGUGUGCCAUGUCACGUCGUCGCAUCAACUCAUCGACAGGAUUUUUGCUGCGUAACAACGUGCCACGGAAUUCUUAAGAACUUGACAAGGCAACGCAUAGAAACUCGCAAUUUACUCGACAAUAAUUCUCUCGCAAUCUAUUCGCUGCGAGUAUCUAUGCGCCGUUGAAAUUAAAAGUCAGCUGAUAACUCCAUUGAGGAUUCAACCAUGAGGAAGACUCGCGUCAGCAUCUUCCGCGAUAUCUACUAUCAACCGUAUGACGACUGCACGAGGCUAAAGCUCUAUUCCAGCAGCAAAGCUAGCUUACAAUUAAUGCAGCGCAUGUCAUUGUUAAAGAGAUUGAAGGUCCACAAUGGUUGUGUGAAUUCUAUAUGUUGGAACAGCAAUGGAGAAUUGAUACUGUCUGGAAGUGAUGAUCAACAUCUCGUUCUAACUAAUGCACAUAAUUAUGAGGUAUUAACAGAUUAUAAGACAAGUCACAGGGCAAAUAUUUUUAGUGCCAAAUUUUUGCCUAAUAGCGGAGAUCACCGUAUUGUUUCUUGUAGUGGAGAUGGCAUUAUUUUGUAUACAGAUCUGAUGAGAAGAACAGAAACGUUUCAUAAUCAAUUCACUUGUCACACCGGCACUACUUACGAAAUUGCGACAAUACCCGGUGAACCACAUAGUUUCUUAAGCUGUGGAGAAGACGGGACUGUGAGAUGGUUUGAUCUCAGGAUAAAGGACAAAUGUAGCACUUAUAUAUCUCAUAAGGAUGUACUAAUCCCGUGUCAAAGAGCCGUGACCGCUUUGUCUGUGAAUCCUGUAUUGCCUCACCAAAUAGCGAUCGGUUGUUCCGAUAGCACUGUAAGAACAUUCGACAGAAGAACUCUUGGUACACCGGCCACCGGUUGGACAGACGCGGAAAGUUCGGUGAGACCGCUGUGCAGUUUCACUGUCCCAGAAUUCGAAGGCAAUUCUUACAGGAUUACGUCGUUGAGUUAUAGCCCGGAUGGACAAGACGUCCUUGUCAGCUAUAGCAGCGAUCAUCUCUAUUUAUUCAGUAUUAAAGAUCAAGGCAGUUUACAGUUGCGUAAAGAUGCGACAAUGGGAAAAGGAAAAGGAAAGAAGCAUCCGUUAAGAUCGCCUCAACCAGUUCGUCGUUUGAGACUUCGUGGCGAUUGGUCCGAUACCGGUCCCGAUGCACGUCCAGAAAGAGAAGGAGGACGUCGUAGUGGUACAGAAAUCGCUCAGGCAAGGCCGGUACUGCAUACGUCCUUGAUGCAAAGAAUGACGGACGUGCUCAGCAGAAUGUUAAAUGAUCCGGCCACACGCGCUGCUCUGAGUGGUGGAGGUGAAGAUAGUUUGGAAGGUGUCAUCGAACAACCAGAAAGUAUUCAGAACGUUGAGAACAAUCCUGAAUUGAACACAGAAAGAAGUAAUGACACGGUUGAAUUGAGUGCAGAACAAAGAAAUACUUUGGAAACAAGUGAAAAUGCGAGCACGCGUACUGAUAGAGUUGAAAGUAUAGACAUGGAUGAAACAAUUAAUACCGAGAGACUUCAAACGGGAGAAAUUGGACAAUCUCAGGAAUAUAACCAAUUAGCAUCACCGAAUAUAUCGGCAAGUAUGAACAAUGAUGUUCCUAUGGAAACUGAUUCUAGUCAAAGCGAUCGAGCGCAAAUUACUUCUAUAAGAUGUACAACUAGUCGUGACAGAACUGAGCAUGAUAAUGUAUGGAAUCGAAAUAGAAAUGAGGAUGAAGCCUCAUGCGGGAAUAUAACUAGUAAACAGGAGAAUAUGAUGGAGAAUCUUCAAGAUAGAUUAACAACAAUGCGGGACGGUUUCCUCGAACGACAUGGCAGUGAACCUGCUGUGAGUUUAACAUAUUCUGAUAAAAGUUCAACUAAUGCCACGAUAUCACUUGGUGUUGGCGACGAAAUGACUCGCGACAGUUACCAUCCAGGACCAUCUGGAAGUAGCGAUGGCACUCUUGAUGCAGGCCCAAGUAGUAAUCGCAAUCAUCAUUACAAUGAUAACACUAAAGAAGAUGUGUACAUUGAUAGCGAUGACGAAGAUAUCCAAUCUGAUGAAAGAUUAUUAAACCCAGUCGAGGAAAUGGAUGAAGCAAUUGCCAAUGCUCGUUCAUCGCAAGGACACGAAACGUUCGAUGAUGCCUGCCUAACGGAACUCUGCGUGAAACGAAAAUAUAUGGGACAUAGGAAUGCCAGUUUCUUUAGGACCAUGAUCAAGGAAGCGAAUUUCUGGGGCAACGAUUUCGUCAUGUCGGGUAGCGAUUGCGGUCACGUAUUCGUGUGGGAAAGAGACACCGCAAGGUUGUGUAUGCUGUUGGAAGCGGAUCAGCACGUGGUCAAUUGCUUGCAACCGCAUCCGUUUCUUCCAAUGCUGGCUACUUCUGGCAUUGAUUACGAUGUUAAAUUGUGGGCGCCGAUCAACGACGAACCAACCUUUGACGAAAAGUUUGCAGAAGACCUGAAAAAGAGAAACGCAGUUAUGUUAGAAGAGACCAAAGAUACAAUUACUGUACCAGCGGUUUUUAUGAUCAGAAUGUUGGCAUGUCUCAAUCAGAUACGCAGAGGUCGAGGUCGCAACAGGAGACGGAGCAGCGACGAGGGUGGCGAUUUACGAGGUGGUUGAGUCGUCUUCGACGUUCUGCAAGUAAUAACAAGCGAUAAUAAAACGAAACUCGCGUAUCAAUUAUGAAACUGCGAUUAUGAUAAUCCUUUAUUUACCGAUCGAAUCAAUAAACAUGGAAGAUCCUGAUCGGCAUGAACAGAUCUCGUGAUAUCUUAAGUCCAAUUCGAACGGUAUUUUGGUGUAAAGAUACAUUUAUAAAAUAUCUGAUGGCAUUGCGAAUAUCAUUACGUAUUCAUAUAUAUCUUGCGCUUAUAAUAAAAUACCAAACUGAAAUGGAUUUAAUCAGUACUCGAUUCCUCGAAUACCGAAGUUUAUAUCUUUUCUUCAUCUCUUAUGUACAAUCAUAUUUAUAUAGUGGAUUUAUAUUUUUAGUAUAUCGAAAAAAAAGAAUUUCGAUCUCUGUAUAUACUUUACAUUUAAUAUUAUUACAUGAUUAUCACGAAGUAUGAUAGUAUCUAUUAAUAUUUAUCCAAGUUAUAUAUUAUUCGUAUAUUUUGCAAAGGUAUUGUUGUCGAUGAAAUAUAUAAGCAGUGCAAAAUUAGCAUUAUCUAACUGCUAACUAGUUGAAAGUUUGCAAUAAAAGACAUUUUGUCAGUUUUUAAAUAUUUUUUUAUAUUAUUAGAUGAUAAUCGCCUGUGCAUGCUUAAUCAUGUUAAUGAUGUUAAAUAUUUUUGAUGACAAGAAAAAAUAUCAACUUGUGCAAUCGGAGACUAUUGAGGUUUCAAAUCCUUGUGUCUUGUUUUUACAUGCGUAGUCUUUAAUUUAUUAUUUUAACUAUUAAAAUCUCUUUUAAACCAAUAUAUUUUCUAUAUGUGUCAAAAUUAAAAUAGUAUUUCGUGAAACUUAGUAGAAUUAUAUUUCGUGUGCGAGAGAGAGAGGACAAAUACAUAGUACUGGGUUAUAGUUUAAUAUGAUCAAGAGAGACGUUUUAUUUUCUUUUGUUGUUACUGCAGGCACAAAUAUCUUGUAAAUUGCACAGUCAACUUUUAACAUCCGUUCUGUAUGUUAUUAAUUUACAUUGAUCAUCGAGAUUCAAGGAAUAAUAAUAACGAUGAAUGAAGUGACAGUAAUACAGUUUGAUCCCGUAGAAAAGGAUAAUGCGAUUCUAAUGUUAUUAGGACAUGAAAAUUUUUGUCGUAAGGCGAACCGUAACACGUGCCUUACAGGUUUUUUAGUUAAAGCAAUGAAGUAUCGAUAAUAGUAAUCGUGUCUACUUGAGAUAUAGGCAGAUUUAUGAAAAACGCUAAGGGUUUUAGAAAACGACUAUCGACGAUAAUCGUGUUGCGACGCCGCAUCUCGCGUAGCAUCGCCGCUUGUGCAAUUUUAUUAAUCGUUAGACGAUAUAGUUGUGUCAUAUUGGUAGAAUAUGACUAACGAUCAUUAGAUGAGCAACAUGUAAGAAUGAACGACAUUGUCUUUACAAUUUAUGUAUUGUUAAGAGGAGCUUGUUUAUAAUAAAAGUGUAAACGAACGUAUGAUAUAAUAGCAGUAUCGUUAUUCUCGUUAAUCCCAUCAGCAUCGAUCCUUUUUGUUUACACGCUCAACGUUACCUAUCAUAAUUGAAUAAAAACUCUCUCCCUCUCUCUCUGUUUAGUGUUAGGAUUUUGAUAAAGAAUUCUAAAAGUGAUGGCGUUUACGGUGCACGCGUAACAAUGUACAGUGCGAUAAAAUUAUUCUUAUGACUUAUAAUAACACACACGACAAACACAUACACAAACAUAACACACGUACAACAUUUGAUCAAGAUUGAAUUGGGAUUGUCGAGGAUCUCGUGGGCGCGCGAACAUGAACAAAUUCUUGCACUGUAAAAUCAAGUUGACAGCGAAUGUGUAGCAACGCUGAGACACACCGAGAUAUCUAAUUCUUUAUUUCGACAUCUCGAACUAAUGACAUGGAAGAAAGAUAAGAGAACGGGAAGUAAAAUAAUUAAAAACAACAAAUGUACAAAAUUAAACCACACGUUCAACAACAGAA